Cantharellus anzutake is the source of this 771-nucleotide messenger RNA. RefSeq lists its product as uncharacterized. The transcript is spliced from 2 exons. NCBI's taxonomy places the organism in Eukaryota, Fungi, Basidiomycota, Agaricomycetes, Cantharellales, Hydnaceae. The record is from RefSeq and is a predicted model, not a curated record. Bases 1 to 771 code for a protein of 256 amino acids.
AUGUCCAGUUCUCCGUCAUCCAUCGCCCACACGCAGAGCCAUUCGUCGGAUGAGGAAUUCCGCACCAAAUCUAGCUUGGGUAUCUCAAGCUUGACGAGUUCGACCGGAUUCCCCGGUUACGCGUCUGAUCCCAGCCCCACCCAAAACAAUUUGUUCCAAGAUUAUUCUCUCACUGGUCUCAAUUCUCGUGAGUCUUACAGAGAUGGUGGCACGGUGCAUCGGUCUUCUCCCAAUAUGGUUCCCCGGGGUUUCGGGUCUGCUUCAUUUUCAAGUGGACUCGCAACUCCGAACAAGGACGUUGAAGAUAAUGUGACACUUUCUUCUGUUGAUUCCUCCGAUUCCAGGGGCUUGACCAAAGGAUUCGACCACUCGCCCUCCGCUUCAGUUGGGUGGCUCUUCGCUGAGCCCUCUAAACGUGACUCCUGGUUUGGUCGCCUCGAUAAAUCUCGUGUCUCACCUAGCGAGUCCCGUGGCACGAGCAGCUUGUCCGGAUCCGUUGAUCUCGCUCACGAGUCUGACCAACACCGUUCUUCCCUCCAUACCUUGAGUGGGCGAGAAUUCCUGCCUAAUAGUGUGAAUUUUGGGCUUACGCCUAGCGCCCGGCCUUCGUUACCCUCCCGCCCCUCCUCCAUCGCAUUUGAUUCCUUCAACGGGAUGAACCGCACCUCAUCCAUUGCAUCUAUAGCCACAGUGGAGGAUCCUGGCCCCGAAAUUUAUCGGACACCAUUAACAACACUCUUCAUCGUUCAUCGUUCAUCCUCCCCCAAUUGA